Molecule: messenger RNA, 5009 nt
Organism: Chelmon rostratus (copperband butterflyfish)
Lineage: Eukaryota; Metazoa; Chordata; Actinopteri; Chaetodontiformes; Chaetodontidae
Product: plasma membrane calcium-transporting ATPase 1-like
Exons: 21
Coding region: 725-4306 (1193 amino acids)
Biological process (GO): calcium ion transmembrane transport; regulation of cytosolic calcium ion concentration
Cellular component (GO): membrane; intracellular membrane-bounded organelle
Molecular function (GO): ATP hydrolysis activity; P-type calcium transporter activity; PDZ domain binding
Source: RefSeq, a predicted model, not a curated record
GAAAGGACGCUGAUCCGGACGUUGGGUCUUUUCUCUGGUCCUGUUUGAAUGUGUCGGACCCCGCCGCCCCCCCACAGUCCCACCCACCGCUCUCCAACACAAACACAUCUCCAGUCUUGAUUUACUGGAUCUGCUCUUUGUUUCUCAGAGCCUUUCCCUCCUCUGCUUUUACUUCAGGAGAGAGAACGCGAGUUUUAUUCUUCCUUCUAACGGAUUGACUGAUUCUGGAUCUGCUUCCGUCCUCGAGGCUACCGUUGCAGGACCAGAGCUGAUGCCCCCGCGAAUGUAAUUACAGUCAAAGAAACUGGUUUAAACGCCGGAACAAAAGGACGCUGAAGAUAUUUCCCCCACCCGGUCUGUCAAUCAUUUUUCACCACUGCAGUUGUCAAGUUGGAGCCCUGCUGGGAAAUGGACAAACCCCUCUAAACUGAAGACGCUGCCCUGCCUCACCAACACAACCACAGGACGUGAUUUGGACGAGGAUCCCCGAGUGGAGUGACAAGAACAUGUUUUCUCCCCUGUUUCCAUGGUAGCCCGAGACGAGUAUGUACAUCCGGGUUAGGAGUUAACCUAAGCGCUCAACAUCUCUGCCUGCCUUCUGUGAGAACUACACUACCCACAAUUCCUGUGAACUGACUACCCGAUCUGACGUUUAGAUCAGUUUAGCGAAGACACGAAGAGGAGCAACAACUACAACAACAACACUGCUGUGAAGAGGACAAACAUGGCCAACAACAUGGCGGACCACCCUCCGGGGAAUUCGGUUGCAGAGGGCAACCAUGACGGGGACUUUGGUGUGACCACGGCGGAUCUGAGGAGCCUGAUGGAGCUGCGGAGCGCCGAGGCCGUCAACAAGAUACGGGACACGUAUGGAGAUGUGCAGGGCAUCUGCCGCCGCCUGAAAACAUCACCUAUAGAAGGUUUGUCUGGUAACCCCGUUGAUUUGGAGAAACGUCACACGUCGUUUGGCCAAAACUUCAUCCCCCCCAAGAAGCCCAAGACGUUCCUGCAGCUGGUGUGGGAGGCACUGCAGGAUGUCACACUCAUAAUCCUUGAAAUUGCUGCCAUCAUCUCGCUGGGCCUGUCCUUUUACCAUCCACCAGGGGGCGACAGUGAAGCAUGUGGGCAGGUCUCAGGCGGUGUCGAGGACGAGGGCGAGGCCCAGGCAGGCUGGAUCGAGGGCGCCGCCAUCUUGUUCUCGGUCAUCAUUGUGGUCCUGGUGACGGCCUUCAAUGAUUGGUCCAAGGAGAAGCAGUUCCGUGGGCUGCAGAGUCGCAUCGAGCAGGAACAAAAGUUCACCGUCAUCCGUAAAGGCCAGGUCAUCCAGAUCCCUGUGGCUGAGAUCGUGGUUGGAGACAUCGCUCAGAUCAAAUAUGGGGACCUGCUGCCUGCUGAUGGGAUCCUGAUCCAAGGCAACGACCUGAAGAUUGAUGAGAGUUCUCUGACCGGAGAGUCCGAUCAGGUCCGCAAGUCUCUGGAGAAGGACCCCAUGCUGCUGUCAGGGACCCACGUAAUGGAGGGAUCAGGCAGGAUGGUGGUGUCAGCUGUUGGACUCAACUCUCAAACCGGCAUCAUCUUUACUCUGCUGGGUGCCAGCGAGAACGACGAAGAGAAGAAGGUCAAGAAAAGUAAAAAACAAGGACCCCCUGAAAAUCGCAACAAAGCCAAAACACAGGAUGGCAUUGCUCUGGAAAUCCAGCCACUGAAGAGCGAGGAGGCUGCCGAGUCUGAGGAGAAAGAGGAGGCCAAACCGGUGAAGAAGGUCAAUGUGACCAAGAAGGAGAAGUCGGUGCUGCAGGGCAAACUGACCAGACUGGCUGUGCAGAUCGGGAAGGCUGGCCUGAUUAUGUCUGCCGUGACCGUCAUCAUCCUCAUCCUCUACUUUGUGAUCGACACCUUCGGAGUCCAGGGCCGGUCCUGGGUGGCCGAGUGCACCCCAAUCUACAUCCAGUACUUUGUCAAGUUCUUCAUCAUCGGUGUGACCGUGCUGGUGGUGGCUGUUCCUGAAGGGCUGCCGCUCGCUGUUACCAUCUCUCUGGCCUACUCUGUCAAGAAAAUGAUGAAGGACAACAACCUGGUGCGUCACCUGGAUGCCUGUGAGACAAUGGGCAACGCCACAGCCAUCUGCUCGGACAAGACGGGCACGCUGACCAUGAACCGCAUGACGGUGGUGCAGGCGUACAUCGGCGACACACACUACAAAUCCGUCCCUGAACCCGACGUCAUCAAACCAGACACUCUGGAAAUAAUGGUUAACAGCAUCUCCAUCAACUCAGCUUACACCACCAAGAUCCUGCCCCCGGAGAAAGAAGGCGGCCUGCCCCGCCAUGUGGGAAACAAGACCGAGUGCGCCCUGCUGGGCCUGGUGCUGGACCUGAAGAGGGACUACCAGCCAAUCCGGGAUGAGAUCCCCGAAGAGAAACUCUACAAGGUUUACACCUUCAACUCCUCUCGCAAGUCCAUGAGCACUGUGCUGAAGAACGCUGAUGGAGGCUUCCGCAUGUACAGCAAAGGAGCGUCAGAGAUUGUCCUGAGAAAAUGCUCUCGUAUCUUGGACGCCCAGGGUCAGCCUCGUGUCUUCAAGCCUAAGGACCGUGACGAGAUGGUGCGUAAAGUGAUUGAGCCAAUGGCGUGUGACGGGCUGAGGACCAUCUGCGUGGCUUACAGGGACUUUCCAGCGGAGGCGGGAGAGCCGAACUGGGACAGUGAGAACGACAUCCUGAACGAGCUCACCUGCAUCGUCGUGGUCGGCAUCGAGGACCCCGUCAGACCUGAGGUACCUGAAGCUAUUACUAAAUGUCAGCGUGCAGGCAUCACUGUACGUAUGGUUACCGGAGACAACAUCAACACAGCCCGCGCCAUCGCAAGCAAGUGUGGCAUCAUUCAGCCCGGGGAGGACUUCCUGUGCCUGGAGGGGAAGGAGUUCAACCAGCAGAUCAGAAACGACAAGGGAGAGGUGGAACAAGAGCGUCUGGACAAAGUUUGGCCGAAGCUGCGCGUUCUGGCUCGUUCUUCACCGACAGACAAACACACUCUGGUCAAAGGUAUCAUUGACAGCACGGUGGGUGAAACCCGGCAGGUGGUGGCAGUGACAGGAGACGGUACCAACGACGGCCCCGCCCUCAAGAAAGCUGAUGUUGGCUUUGCCAUGGGAAUCGCUGGCACAGACGUGGCAAAGGAGGCUUCGGACAUCAUCCUGACUGACGACAACUUCACCAGCAUCGUCAAGGCCGUCAUGUGGGGAAGGAACGUCUACGACAGCAUCUCCAAGUUCCUGCAGUUCCAGCUGACCGUCAACGUGGUGGCCGUGAUCGUGGCGUUCACCGGCGCCUGCAUCACACAGGACUCUCCUCUGAAGGCCGUCCAGAUGCUCUGGGUCAACCUCAUCAUGGACACUCUGGCAUCUCUCGCUUUGGCCACCGAGCCGCCCACCGAGUCUCUGCUUUUACGUAAACCGUACGGCCGUGACAAGCCUCUCAUCUCCAGGACCAUGAUGAAGAACAUUUUGGGUCACGCUGUGUACCAGCUCGUCAUCAUCUUCACCCUGCUCUUCGCUGGUGAGAAGUUCUUCGACAUCGACAGUGGCCGCAACACUCCCCUGCACUCACCGCCGUCGGAGCACUACACCAUCGUGUUCAACGUGUUCGUCAUGAUGCAGCUCUUCAACGAAAUCAACGCCAGGAAGAUCCACGGAGAGAGGAACGUGUUCGAGGGCAUUUACAGGAACCCCAUCUUCUGCAGCGUGGUACUGGGAACCUUCGCCCUGCAGAUCAUCAUCGUUCAGUUCGGAGGGAAGCCGUUCUCCUGCACGGCUCUGACCAUCGACCAGUGGCUGUGGUGUGUGUUCAUUGGUGUUGGAGAGCUGCUGUGGGGACAGCUGAUCUCGGCAAUCCCCACACACCACCUGAAGUUCCUGAAGGAGGCGGGCCAUGGCAUCACGAAGGAGGAGAUCCACGAGGAGGAGCUGACGGAGGGCGCCGAUGAGAUCGACCACGCCGAGAUGGAGCUGAGAAGAGGCCAGAUCCUCUGGUUCAGAGGUCUGAACCGCAUCCAGACGCAGAUUAAGGUGGUGAACGCGUUCCGUAGCUCCCUGUACGCGGGGCUGGAGAGCCCAGAGUCCCGUAGCUCCAUCCACAGCUUCAUGGCCCAUCCCGAGUUCGUGCCCCUGUCCGAGGAGGAGGCUCGCAUCGACCCCAUCGAGGAGACUGGAGACGAGAUCGACCCCCUCCCUAGCGCCUCCUCUGGGGCGGGGGGAGGAGGAGAGCCGCCCAGCGCCUCCUCCCACAGCCGCGAGUCAUCCAUCUGAGCUCCUCCUCCCUCCUCCUCCUCCUCCUCCUCCUCCCUCCUCUUUAUCAGCAUCAUCUGUCAUCCCACCAACUGAACUGUCACGCCGAGGAGGGAAGUCAUCGCUCUGCUCAUCCCCUCAUUCUGCACACACACACGCACACACACACUUCACUUCGUCUUCACCCCCCCUCAGUCAUUCCUGCCACGUUGUGUUUUUCAUACUGACUGUGGCGUUGUUCUGCCUGUAAGUUUGUCGCUCCACCACCACACACACACACACACAUGUAUCAGUAGAGGGUGGAGUCCGGAGUCUCCACUGUGGAAGGCCUGUCCUUGUCCAUUCAUGUAUAUUUUUUACUCGAUGUUUGUUUUGGAAAGCUUUUAAACUGUGUUGAGUUCGAUCUUUGCAGGACUCGCAGCAGCAUGUUGUGUUCUGUUCUCGCUUCAUUCCUGCGUAACGCUCUCAAAAACGGCACCGGACUUUUCAGAGAGUGCAGCGAUUCUCAUGUACAUACGCUUUGGCUCCUCUACACAGCUAACAGCCGGGUUUUCGUGUUCAGAAGAUUUUUAGGCAAAUGCAAAAAUGUAACCUUUUUUGUUUUGUUUUGUUUUUAAAACCUCUAAAGAUUGUUAAUUGAUGGUUGAUUCAAACUCCUCAGAAUGUCUUGUGAGUGUGACACUACAGUCUUCAAGGUUCACAUGUUAAAAAAUGUUCUUCCCUU